UCUAGUCUAUUUUCUUUCUUCUCUUUCCGCUUUGGUGCACCGUUUCUUCAAGUUGAUGUAUAGGAUGGCUGUCCCUCCACUUGUCAGGGCCUCAUGGCUGAACCAGCAGAUUAAAGAUGGCGUAAAAAACUUGCGCAUUCUUGAUGGUUCGUGGUUUCUUCCCAACGCCAAUCGUGAACCCGAGAAAGAGUUCUACCAGAAAAGGAUCCCUGGAGCAAGGUACUUCGACAUUGACGAGUGCCGCGACAAAUCUAACCCUUACGACCACAUGCUACCAAGCGAAGCAGAAUUCGCUAGCUAUGUUCAAAACCUAGGCAUCACCAACGACAGCCAUGUUGUUGUCUACGAUAAUAACGAGAAACUCGGAGUGUUUUCUGCGCCGCGAGUGUGGUGGACAUUCCGUGCGUUCGGCCAUGAGCGAGUUUCGGUGCUAGAUGGUGGCUUACCUAAAUGGUGUUCGGAGGGUUUCCCCACCGAAUCUGGUCCACUCAAGGAGGAAUCUUUCAAAGACAACCCUCCCUUCAAAGCAACUCUUAACAAGGCCAUGAUAGUAGACUACGACUUCAUUAUGAACAACAUCAAAUCAGAGCCAAGAGUCACUGUCCUAGAUGCACGACCCCCUGGCCGCUUCACUGGUGAUGAGCCUGAGCCACGCCCUGACCUGCCCAGUGGCCACAUGCCGCAGAGUCGUAGUUUUCCUUUUGGCAAAUGCCUUGACAUGGAGAACAAGUGCCUGAAGAGUCCAGAAGCCUUGAAGAAGGUGUUUGCUGAUGCAGGCGUAGACUUGACCAAGCCUCUGGUUACUAGCUGUGGUUCGGGUGUGACCGGUAGUGGUUUGCUGUUUGGUACCUUCCUGUGUGGGAAGACCGACACAAAGCUGUAUGAUGGCUCCUGGACCGAGUUUGUCCAACGUGCACCAGAAGAAAUGAACCUUAAAGGAAAAUGAACACUUAGUCCAUGGAAUCUUAUGUUAUGUGAAUUUUAAAUUCAAUAGAUUUUCUGUUAUUAAUAUUCAUGUUCAAAACAUACUUACAUCUUUUUCAAUUUUCUUGAAUGUAUUAUGUUUUUUUUCACUCAUAUAUUAUUGUCUGACUUUACAAAACUAUUAUUUAAGUUUGGUUUUUAUUGUUUGUGUAUUGCACUGUUAUAUACUACAAUUUGUAUUUUCACCUUGUAAGGUUAAAACCUACUUAAUAAACUGAGCCCUCACUAGUUAA
This is a messenger RNA of Nematostella vectensis (starlet sea anemone), 1217 nucleotides long. Its product is annotated as 3-mercaptopyruvate sulfurtransferase-like. Gene Ontology annotation, biological process: transsulfuration. Gene Ontology annotation, cellular component: mitochondrion. Gene Ontology annotation, molecular function: thiosulfate-cyanide sulfurtransferase activity. The record is from RefSeq and is a predicted model, not a curated record. The coding region runs from base 56 to 946 and encodes 296 amino acids. The transcript is spliced from 2 exons. NCBI's taxonomy places the organism in Eukaryota, Metazoa, Cnidaria, Anthozoa, Actiniaria, Edwardsiidae.